AUGUCCAAGAAGAUUUCGGUGUUUGUUUCGGGAGGAUUCGAGCCUCUGGCCAAAACAAUUGUCAAAGAACUAUACACUCGUCUCGACACCGACCUCAUCGAACAAGUGCGCAUUGGAAUAUUCGAAGGACAAAUGCCGCUAGAUAUCGUGCGUGGUGGCGCACAAAUUGCGCGAAUUAUCCCUUCGAAAAAAGAGACUAUCGAAUCAGCAUUGAAGGGAAUCGAUGCGGCUUUUAUUUGGCGUACAGAGAAUGAAGAUGAAAAUUUGAUCUUUCGAUAUAUUGACGCUAUUUUAGAACAAACUUAUAGUGAUAGUGAGCAUAAUGUGAAAAGAUUGGUCGUUCUUUCUUCAUACGACAGUUGUCCAAGUUUAGGAAAAGAGAUUGAAGAGUAUCUUGUCAAUAAAUCGUCAUCUCCGUCCAUUACUAUUCUAAACGUACCGAUUUUUGUUCGUCAUUUCGAGUUGUACAUCAAUUCGAUUGUCAAUGAAAAAGUUUUGCAGCUUCCAAUCGGAGUAGAAGGAAGAUUUGCGCCAUUGGAUGAUCGCGAUUUUGCUACAGUUGUAGCUAAUCUUUUACUGACAACUACGGCCACAAACCCGACGACGAAUGGUACACACAGUCAAGAAACCACCAAGACCAAUAUCAAAACAAUUACACUCACCGGCCCAAAGCUUUAUACUGGGCCUGAGCUAGCAGAAAAAUUAUCGACCAUACGAAAAGAAGAGAUCAGUUUCAGCGGAACAUCAUUGAAUGAAGCUGAAGUUUUUCUGUCAAAUGUGCUGCCAUCGAAUUCCGAAUCAUUGAUAAAGAGAUAUCAAGAAUUGUAUCGUGUUAUUCGUGACGACGACAUUGGCAACCAUUAUAAUGAUUACGAUUUGAAAAAGUUGUUGGGCGACCAGCAACCGAGAGAUGUAGAUGCUUACUUUUCAGAAGUUUUUCCAAAGGAAUCGGCACGAUCUGUUAUACAGCGUCGGGGAUUUUAA
Molecule: messenger RNA, 984 nt
Organism: Ambispora gerdemannii
Lineage: Eukaryota; Fungi; Glomeromycota; Glomeromycetes; Archaeosporales; Ambisporaceae
Source: the annotation of a GenBank genome assembly